Messenger RNA from Paramecium primaurelia, 14839 nucleotides. NCBI's taxonomy places the organism in Eukaryota, Ciliophora, Oligohymenophorea, Peniculida, Parameciidae. The record is from the annotation of a GenBank genome assembly.
AUGACAACUGAUUUAGACAAUGAUCUUUAUAAGGAAGAUGCAGACUUCCAAUAUGAUUAGUUAGUUCAAUUCAGUCAAAGAGAUAAACUUCCAUUUCCUAAAUAAGAGGAUUUCAUAGGUAUUCAAUCAAAAUGAUUAUUAGAUUAUGAAAUUAGAGAUAUCUUACAUGCACCAACAAUAAAAAUAGUGUAAGAAGGAUUAUUCACUAGUUGGAGAAGAUAUAUAAGAUUGAAUAGACUAGCAUUUUAUAAACAUUGUAAUGAGAAUGACUAUAGUAGAAAGAGUAAAUAAUUAUAAUAAAUUUAGUUAAAUUGAUAUUGAAAAAUAAAUAAUUGGAACCAGAAAGACCAAAAAGAGAAGGAUUAUUAUAAUAAUGUUAUAAAGGGUAUUGUUUAAUUGAAGAUUUCAUGAAGAUUAAUUUUAAACAUAUAGAGACGAGGGAAUUUGUAGACUUUUUAAAUGUUAUGGGUGUUAUUAGACCAAAAGUAUAAUUAAUAAAUUAUCUAUAAAUUAUUCGCAAUACUUAUAUUAAAUUACCUAUUUUGAUUGAAAUGAGAUAAUUUUAGAGUAUUUAUACACAUCAAAAAUUUAAUGAAGAGAAUGCAGCUAAUUUAAUAUAACUUGCAUUUCGUAGAUAUAAAAAUCAUAUGACUGAAGUAUAAAAGUAAAUAAGAAUUAUGUCAAGUCUUAAUGCUGAAGAAUUAUUUAUUAUUAUUAAAGAUAAAAUUAGUAAUUCAGAUAAAUCACUUAAAGAAGUUUUUGAAAUAUUUGAUUAUAAUAAGGAUGGACAUAUUGAAUUUAAUGAAUUUAUUUAAGCAUUCAGAGAUUCUAAUAUCCCUAUUGCAGAAGAAGUUUUAUAAACUGUAUUUAAAUAUUUCGAUAUAAAUAAUAAUAAUUCAAUCUAAUAUAUGGAAUUCUUAAGUAAAAUUUAAGUUAGAACUGUAUCUAAUGAUUCUUUAUUAAGUGUUUAAUUUAAAGUAGAAUAAACUGUUGAAUAAUUAAGAUAAGUAAUGAGAAGAGAAUUUAAAGAUUUAUAAGAAAUGAUAAAUUCACUUUAAGCAUCAGAUAGAUUAAAAAUAAAAAAAAUUGAAUUUUUAGAUUUUGUAAUGACUUAUACUUUACGUUUUUCAAAAAUAUAACUUGAUAAUAUGUUUCAUUAUUUGGAUCAUAAUAAUAAGAAUUAUUUAACAAUUGAAGAUUUUUCAUAAAUAUUUACUCGUUAAUCGCUUCAUGAAGUUAGAGAAGAAAAGAAAGAAAAUAAAUAAUAAGAAUAAAGAGCGAUAUAAAAUAUGUAAUCUGAAAUUGAUAAUGCUAAAUUCUUAUAUCAUUAUAUAUAAGCUGAAGAUAUGUAAGGAUUUAUAUAAGAAAGAGAUAAUCAAUUAUUAGAUUUAUUGAAAACAAAUACACAAUAAGGUAAUGCUGGAAAAAGAGUUAGUUUUAGUAUGGCUGAUAUAGAAACAAGAGCAAAUAUAUAUAAGAAUUCUCUAUUAAAAUUAGAAAUACUCAUCUAAUAAAUUUCAAAUAAAGUUCUCUUAAAAUUAUAAUAAUCAGGAUUAACAGUUAAAUAAUUUUUUAGUUAAUUUACUUAGAAAUUUCCUGAAAAAUUCAUUGAACCUAAAGAAUUCCUAUUAAUGCUUAAUGUUCUAUUCAAUUAAGUUAUGGAUGUCUCUCUUUCAAAUGCUUUAUUUAGAAUAAUAAGUAAUUAAUAUACAGCACGUGUUAGUUUAGCUAAAUUUGAAGAAUUAAUAAUGAUUGGAUAACAAAUAAGUCCAAUUUAAUUAAGAAUGAAAUUCAAUUAUGGUUCAUAUGUUGCUAAAUUAAAACCUAAAUUAUUAGAAGAAUUUUAAAAGAUUGCCACUAUUAGUAUAGAUAUGAAAACAGUUACAUUAAAAUAAACUUUAUCUAUUUUAAAUUAAUUUGGUUUAAAAUUAGAAAUGUUUGAAAUCUAAAAAUUAGCUGAUUCAUCAAUUAUUAGUCUUAAAGAUAGAAUGUAUACAGUAGAUUAUGGAAGAUUACUUUAAUUAAUGUUUCCUGAUGUUUAUUUGGGAGAAUAAUUAGUUCUUAAGAAAUUUGGUAUGGUAAUCUUAAAAUUAUGGAGAAGAAUGAAAUAAUCUUAUUUUUUAAAGAAAGCAUCAGGUAAAUUUAAUAAGAAAUAGAAUAAGAGAUAACCUAAACCAUUAGGUACUAAAAGAUCACUUAAAGAGAAAAUGAGUGAAACAUUACCUGCAGUAUAAAAAUAAAAUGAAUAUUCUAAAAUAAAGAGUGGUGACUUAUAUUCAUAUGCUAAAACAAUUAUACUUGAAUGUGUUGAAGGUGCUGUAUAUUUUGCAGAAACAUAAAUAUUUACUUAAUAAAAAUAAUAAACAUUUUAAAAGAGACCUACAAUAAAAGAUUUAUUUAUUUUUCAUCCUUUUUAAUCUUUUGAAUUACCAAAUCUCUUAGGAACAUUAUCUUAUGAUUAUUUAACUUAAAGAUUAUAUAUGCCUGAUAAAUAGAGUAUACUUUAUACAUAAGAUAUUUGUGGUAAUAGAAUGUUAUAAAAUAUUAAUAUUGGAACUAAACUUCCAUUUAAUAAAUCUUUUAUUGUAGAUUGUCUAAUUUUUAAUUAAAAGAUGUUUAUAUUAAAGUCUAAUUGGUAAUUAUAAAUGUGGAGUAUGUCAUAAAAAAGUGAUAGACAUGAAUUAGCAAUUGAUUUAAGAGAGGGUGCUCCAAAUGCUUAAUAAAAUGCAUAACAUUUAUGUUAAUGUGAAGAUUUAUUAUUAGUAAUUUCAAGUCUAAGAACUCAUAUUCAUAUUAUAUCUUCUAUAUCAUUACAUAUAAUAAAAAUAGUUAAUUUUGUUUGUAUAUUGGAUUUUCAUUUUAAAUAUAUGAAUGAAGUUAUGAAUAAGGUAGCUACAAAAUUAAUUUAAGAAACUAAUAAUAAAUUUCCUAUUAAAUUAGAAAUGACUUUGACAGAAAUGGAAUAAUAAGAAUAAAAAAGAAGAGAAUCUCUUAAUUUUAUGGUAUAAUUUAAAGAUUCAAGAGUUUAAAAAGGUAAAUUAUUACAUUUCUUUACUAAUAAUUAAAGUUCAGAUAAAGAAAUUGUUAAAUAAUAUUUUGAUUAAAUUUGUGAUGAAGAAGGUUAUAUAAGUUAAUAAUAAUAUGAAGAAAUAUUAAAAGAUAAAUAAAAAAAUAAAUAUAAUAUAUAUGAUGCAUUAAAUAUAAUAAAAAUAUCUAAAGUUAAUUUAAGAUAAUUAUUUAGUACUUAUGAUGAUGGAAAGAAUAUUGUUACUUAAAAAUAAUUAUUUGAGAUGUUAGAAUCAUUCAAUAUGAAACCAUAAGUAAGACAUAAUUUUGUAUGUGCUUUUCCUAAUGGUAUUUCAUUUUAAGAAUUUAGUAAAUUAAUUGAAAGUCCUAUUACUUAUGAUGAAUUAUUAUAUAGAUGUGAAUCUAAUCGUAUUGAUUUAGUUAAAUUAUUUUAAUAAUGUGAUGUAUAUAAUGUAGGAUUGUUAGAUAGAAAUGAUUUCUAUUUUGUAUUAUCAUCAUUACCUUUUGGUUUAUUAGAUACAGAAAUUGAUUAAUUAUCAUCAUAAUAAGUUUAUGAUUCAGAAAGUGGUAGAAUUAAAUAUCGUGAAAAACCAUAAGCUAUGAAAUAAAGAGUUAAAUAAGUUUAAUUUAUAAAUGAUCUUAAUGUUGUUAUUGUAUCAGUAUAUUAUCCAAAAAGAGGAACUAUUUUUUGUUUAAAUGAUAAAAAUAUUUUAGCUUUAUUAGAACAUCAUAAAGAAGCACCUAUAUUAUAUUAUGUAAAUGAAUCUGGAUGUCUUUUAAGUGCUGAUGGUUUAGAAUUAUGUAUUUGGACUAUUUAUAGAGAUUUAACACUUAAAUAUGAUGUAAAUCCUCCAUGGACAAUUAAACCAUAAAUCAAUAUAAAAUUAAAUGCAUAAAUAUCUUAAAUUGGAUAUUUACCAUUUAAUUAAUUAAUAAUGGUUGCUACUACUGAAGGAAUUAAUUUCUAUGAUCCAGUUAGUUAUUAAUAAUAAUCAUCUAAAGUAUAAGUACGUGUUAAACCUGGAUAUUAUAAGGAAUUAGAAGAAUUUACUUCAAAUUAAUAAGUUCCUCUUGUAAAUUAAUUAGAAUUACAAAAAAUAGUAUCACUUAAUACAGGAUUACUUUAAACUCCUUUUGAAAGUGAAGAUGCUUCACUUGGUAGUACUUUAUUAAGUUUAGAAUUUAUGAUAAUAAUGACAGAAAUACCUAUGGGUUAAAAUUCAAAGAAUUUACUUAAUCCUGUUAAAAUAGUUUUAGUUCAUAGAUAAUCAUUAGAAAUACCAUCAACACAAUUAGAUGUAAGUGUUCCUCAAAAUAUUCUUAAUUAAAUUUAAAGUGAUUUAGAAAGAAUUUUAUAAUAAGCAUUAAUGGGAAAGAGAGCAAGAGGAGUUAUUGGUAUAGAGAAAGAAUUAAAUAAAGAAUAAUUAAAAAUUCAUACAAAAAGAUAAUUAAUAAAACUUAGUAAAUAAUUAACAUUAAAUAAAUAACCAUGUUAAUAAGAUAUUUUAAAUGAAAUUUCUCAUUCUUGUGGUGGAAUAUUAAGUUAUUCAUAUGUAUAUAAUUUAUUAAGAUCUUGUUAAUGUUUAAAUCCACAUAAUAUAUCAUUUGAGGAAUUUAAAUAUAUUGUAUAAUAUUCAGAAGAAUACAAACCUGUAAUUAAGAUAUAAAAUUAAAUUGAAUCUAAAUUAUAAAGUUUAGUAAGAGAAGGAAAAAUUGAUUUACCACUUGAAUUUGAAUUAUAAAAAGCAAUGAGAUUAAGUAAUGAUAAAAUUUUAAUGAAACAUUAAUUUAAAAAAUUACUUAUGAAAUUUAAAGCAUAUUCAAAUGAAAAAGAUUUAAAUGAUUUUGUUUAAAAUGAUUUUGUAAGUUUAAAAUCAUUAAUGGAAAAGUUUGAAAAUGAUAAAUUAAUCUAUAAAUUAAGAAUGAUAUCACGUCCUGAUUAAAUUAUAAAAGAAAUUUAAAAAUUAGGAAUACCUAGAUAAUUUUUAGCUAGAUUAGCAAUGGCUGAUGAAAAUGGUGAUGGUAUAUUAACUAAAAAAUAAUUUAUGAGUGCUGUUUCUGAAAAUUAAGCAUUAUUUUCUGAAUUUUUUGAUCUCUAUUCUGAAAAUCUUAAUGAUGAACCUAUAAUAAGAAUUAAAUAAAUUACAAGCAAAUUAUUAUCAAUUUCUGAAGGAUUAUAAAUAAAAAAAAUGCUUAAUACUUUAGCAAAAGUUAAAAAUACAUUAAUUUAUAGAUAAUUAGGUUUGACUCAUCUUUUUAGAGUUAAUGAAAUGCCAUAUCAUGAUUUUUGUGAUUGUGUAAUGGAUCUUAAAAUACCAGAUGUUACAGAAAAAGAUGUAAAAUUCUUAGCAGAUUGUUUAGCUGUUGAAUCAAAUAAAAUUAUACCAUUUUAAUCUUUUUAACAUUAUUUACAUAAAUUAAGUGCUAGUGAUUAAUUCUUAUUAGUUGCAGAUUAUGAAGAUUUAUUACAUACAGCAGAAGAAAUUUUAUAAAAUAAAGAAGUAUUAAGAUUAAAAAUACCAAAUUAAUAACUAUGUUAACCAUGGGAUUUAAGAGGUUUAUUAACUUUUUUAAAUUUUGAUAGUGUUGAUAGAUUUUUAAUUAAAGUAUUAGAAAUGAAUGAAUUCACAUAUGAUUAAUUAAUUGAUAAAUGUGUUAAUUUUGUUAAUAAAAUAAAUUUGUAAAAAAAAGAUGGUAAAUCUCAUUAAUAAGGAUUAUUAUAAUUAGUAACUGAAGAUUCAAAAAAUAAAUAUAUAUCUGUAAUUAAAUUAGGUUAAUUUAUAAAAUCUUAAUCAUAUGUAUAAAUAUAAAAAAUAUUUUAAUAAUGUAUUUAAUUAGAUAAUGAUAAAAAUGGAUUUAUAGAAUUGCCUAUAUUUUGUAAUGUUAUAGCAUAUAAUAUACAAGUUGAAUAAAGUUUAUUAAUUAAUUUUUAAUUAGAAUGGAAAACAUUAACUUAAGAAGAUAAUCUUAAUUAUAAUAGAUUCUUUAAAGAAUAUGUAGAAUUUGAAUAAAUUGCAAGUAAUUAAGAUAAAUAAAAUAAUUUAAAUCAAUUAUUUAUACGAUUUGCUUAUGCAGUUAAUAAAAGUGGAAUUAAUCUUGGAUUUGUAUUAAAGAGAUUCUAUAAUUAUGAUAAUUAAGACUUUUUAACUUAACCAUAAUUUCUUUAAUUAUUAGAAUAAAUUUAAUUAUAACUUACUUAAACUGAAAUUAAUGAUUUAACAUAAUUUUUAGGUGAAGAUAUUACACAUACUAAUCUACUCAAAUAUUAUACUAUUGCAAGUAAAAAUACAGCUAUUGUUUAUGAUCCUGUCAUUUGGGAAAUUGCUGGAUCUUAAAUUAGUAUUUCAACAAUAAACAAAUUAGGAAAAUGGUAAUAAUCUAAAGAUUUGAUGAAAUCUAUUGACUUUAAGAGAUUAUUUAAUUAAUAUGAACCAUCUGAAUAAUAAUAAAUAAUAAGAUUUGCUUGUGUUGGAUGUAGAACUACCUUAGAAGAAGCAUAAUAAUUGACAAAAGAGAUAAGAUUGAAUUAAGCAGAGUUAUCUUAAUAUUUUGUUAAUCCUAUUUUAUUUACUGAAUCUUUGCCAUAAAUUGUUAAAUCUAAAGUUAAAGAACAAGUAAGUAAAAAUAGAUUUAAUGGAACAGAAAAAGUACCAUAAGAACCAAUAGAUGAUUAAAUUUCAGUAUUAUCAAAGAAGAUUUAAUAAGCAUUGAAAAAUUUGAAUAGUACUGUUCUUAAAAUAUUAUUAAAUUAAAAUAUUAUAGUAAAUGCAAAUGGUUAAUUAAGUAGAAGUGAAUUUAAAAAAUUAUUAGAUUCCUUACCUUAUGUAUGGACAAUGAAAGAGAAACAUAAUUUAUAUUAAAAAUUUAGAGAACCAAUAAAUGUAAUGGAUUUUAUAGGUUUAUUUGAUAAUCAUGAUGAUAUAUCAUUUUAUAUUGAUAUCAUCAUUCAAAAAUUAUUUAUGGGAUUAUAUAGAUAAUAAUUAACUUUGUAUAACUUUUUCACUUAGAUUGGAAGAGUAGAAGUGAAAUAAUCAGAAUUAUUAGACUAAUUAUAAUAAUUCAUGUCUAGUUGGGAAGCAAAAGCAUUAUUUAAAUAAUUAUUUUAGAAUGAAACAUAAACAUUAACUAUUUCAUAAUUUUUAGAAGCAUUUAGACUAUAUGGAUUUAAUGAUUUAUAAUUACUAUUGAGAUCAGGAUUAUAAGUAUUAAAUGAUUCAACUAUUGAUGUUAUGUAUGAGAUAGAAUAAAGUGGAACUAAUUAAGAAUUAACAAUUUAAUAAAUCCAAUAAUUAUUCAAUAGAAUGAAUAUUCAUAUAUCUUUGUAAAGUCUUUUUUGUUUAUUGAAUAAUUAUUUAAUGGAUAAGACUAAAAAACAUCCAAUGUUUGAAUAAAAAAUGAUCAAAUACAAUAUUAAAGAAUUUCUUUAAUUUUUAUCUUAAUAAAAAAUAGCAAAAUCUUAAGUUAAAUAAUUUUAUGAAAAACUUUAAGAAUCACAUUUAUAAAUAUUUGAAUUUUUUGCAGUUUGUGAUUCACAUUAAGAUUAUGCUAUUACUGAAGAUGAAUUUAAAUAUGGGUUUAUAUAAUUGUAAUUAUAAAAAAUGGAUCAUAUUUGGUUAGAUUUUGAAAAAGUAGAUAUGAGAGUUCCAUUUUAAAAUUUUUUGAAAGCAUUUUUAUAAACAGGAUGUAUUUAAUGGUAAGAAUAAGAACAUUAAGAUGUAUUUAUACUAGCCAUUAAGAAAUUAGGAAAUUUAAAUGAAUCCUUUAUUAAAUUAGCUGAUGGAGAUUAAAUUACAUAUAAAAGUUUAAAGCGUUGUCAUUAAAAAUAUAAAUUAGAUAUUUCAAUAGAAGAAUUAUAAUUAUAUUAUAGUAAAUUGAAAUAAAAAUAUAAGAUUUUAACUUAUAAAGAAUUUGCUUAAGCUAUGUAAGGAGAAAGAUAAAUAGAAAUUAUUCAUUAAGCUUUUAGUAGUUUAGUAAAUGUGAAAGCUAGAGAAUUUCCAGAUACAAUGACUUUAGAUUAAUUGAAAUAAUUCUUAACAAAAAAAUAAAUCCCUUCUUAACAUAUCAGUGUUAUAGUAAAUUCAUUUGAAAAAUAGACUAUUACAAAUAAAGAAUUAGAAUAAAAAUAAUUAGAUUAUUCUAAUUUAUCUAAUUUAAAAGAAUAAUUAACAAGUGAAAAAUUAUUAUAAUUUUGUCAUGCCAUUAUUAAAUAAUUAAAAGGAUAACCUAAUUAAUUUAGCAAAAUAUAUACAUAACAUGGUUUAGGUUCAAUUAAUCAAAUUACUUAUUAAAAUUUAUAUACUUUUUUAAAUUAUUUAGAUGUAAAUACAACUUCUGAUAUACUCAAAUUAUUCUUUAAUACUGUUGAUACUGAAUAAAGAAAUAUUGUUAAAUCAACUGAAAUUGAAUCUUUAUUAAGAAGAUCAUAAACUUAAGCAAGAGUCAAAACUUUAGAUCAUACUAAAAAAGCAGAAGUCAAUGAAAUAUUAAGAAAAGGAAUUAAAAAUAUAGUUGCUACUAUUUAAAGUAAAAAGAUUAGAUACGAUAAAUAAUUAGAUAAAAUAGAAUUGGCUGAAUUUAUUAAUUAAUUUUGUAUUUUGAAUGAACCAUAGAUUGAUUUAUUAAUGGAAGCUAUUAGUGAUAGUUCUUAAGUCUAAAAACCAACAUGGGGAGAUUUUGCAUGUUAUAUGUUAGAAGAUAAUUAAUCAAAAGCUAAUGUAUUCUUUAAAGAAUGUUUAGAAUUAUUUUAAGAUAUGUUACGUAGAUUAAAUAUUAGAGUUAGUUGUGCAGUCAAAUACUUUGGAUAAAAAAGAAUCUUUAUUAGAGAAUUCAUUCAUAUGAUGUUAAGUCUUGGAUUUAAUCCUUUGAAACUUAAACUUAAUUAUAAGAAAAUUAAACUUAUAUUUGAAUAACAUGGUGGAGAUGAAAUGAGUGAUUUAGAAUUCUUAAUGUUAAUGAGUGAAUAAGAAGGACCAGGAACAUAAUUGAGUUAACCUGUAUUAGAAGUUUUAAUGAAUUUGUAUCGUUUUGCUAUCAAGAAUUAAUUGUCUAAAUAAUAAUUAUACAAUUUGAUGAAUCUUAAUAAAUCUGGAUGGAUAUAAAGUGAAGAAUUAGAAUAAGCAAUCCAUAUGAUUGAUCCUUAAAUUUAACUUACUUAAAUUAGAGCAUUGAGUUCUUACUUAACAUAAGAGGAUUAAUUAAUAAAAGUUGGAAAUUUAAUUAAAUUGAUAUAUAUAGGAGGGUCUUUAAAUGAUAAUUCAAUAGAAGUAAAUGCUUUUUUUACAAGAGUAUUUGAGCCAUCUUUAUUACAUGAUAUUGUAUAAUUAGAAUAAAUAGGUACAGGAUUUGAUGGUUUAGUUCCAUAAAUAACUAUAUCUUUAUAGGAUUUCUUCCAUUUAGUUCCUAAACAUAAAGAAUAAGAUAUAGCCCUAAUGAUUAAAUCAUUUGGAUUGAAAUAAGAUUAAUUAGAUUUAGAGAAAAUAUAUGAAUGUUUAAUAAAUAUCAAUGAAGAUUUAUAAGUAGGAUCUAAAUUGUAAGGUAAAGAAGGAAAAUAAGAAUAAAUUAUUGAAGAAAUGCCUCUUGAAUAAAGUGUUGUAUUAAAAUUUUAAGAGUAAAGAGUAUAAUAAAAUACAUUAAAAGGAUAAUAUGAAAUGGAAAUUAUUGAACAUAUAUGUGCCAUUUUGAAUUAAAAUUAAAUGUCACUUAUGAAAUCAGUAUUUUAAGAGAAAGGUUAUUUGAGUGCUUAAGAAUUUUAAUUAUUAUUGAAUAAUAUAGGUGUUUGUUUGAGUAUUGAUUAAGUAAGAGCAUUAAUAAAAUUAUUUGAUUUUAAAUCUGAUGGCAAUAUUUUACAUUAUACUGAAUUAUUAUCUGUAAUUGAACAAUAAGGCUAUUAGAUAAUUAAAGAUGAAGCAUAAUAGGUCAAUGUUUAUAAUAAAUUAUUGUAAAAGUUCUUUACUCUUGAAUUUGGAGAUUUGAAUUAUAAUGAUUAAAUGACAGUAAAUGAAUUUUAUAGAUUGAUAUCUUUAGAAGGAGAAAGACAUCCAUUUAAUGAUAAUGAAUUUUAGAGAUUGGCUAAUUUAUUUACAUAAUAAGGAAUGAUAUAAAAAAAUUUAAUUUUAAGAAUUCUGGGUACUUAAAAAUAAAAUUUUGUUGAUCAUGAUUUAAUUGAUAAAUAAUUAUUGAAAAAUAUAUUCUAUAGAUUUAAUGGAUUUGAAUUAGUUUUGAAUGGAAUUAAAAAAAUAAGAGAAUUAUUUAAUUAAAAUAUUGAAUCUAUCAAAUAAUAAGAUGAUAGUGGAUUAAUGUAAAUAUCCUUACAAAUUAAUGUUAAUAACAUAUAUUUAAAAAUCUAAUAAAUAAUGCAUUAUAUUUUAAAUGAUAUCCAAUUAAUUUAAGCUGGAGUGUUCAAUUUGUUAAAUCAAUAAUUUCAAGCUUAAUAUAUAUAACCACAUUUAACUAUUCGAUCUGAAAGAACAAAAAUGUCUCAGAUGUAAUUAUCAUUAACAAGUGUAUUCCUUACACCUAUUCCAGAAACUUAAUUUUUACCUAUUCAUAUUCCAUAAAUAGAAGGAAAACAAAUGUAUUAUAUGUUAGGCAGAAUAGCUGCGAAUAAUGCCCCUGUUAUUGUAAGUGUAUGGACAGUUCCCAUUUUAUAAACAGUAUGUUAUGAUGGAGUAAUGUUGAGAUAACAUAUAAUGGAAGUCUUAAGAUUUUAGUCUAUUCUAAAUUAAACAUCUAAACUCUAUGGAGUCUGUGAAAAAAAGAAUAAUAUGGGAACUGAAGUACAUGCAUUUGUAUAAUUUGAAGGUACCAACUUAAAUACUAUAUGUUAAUAAACAGGAGGAUUAUUAAAAAUUCCUCAAUUAGUUUUAAGUGGAUAAAUGAUCUAUGUAGCUAAAUUAUGGUUAGGUUAGAUCUUAUCUCUUAUGUGUGAUAUUUAAAAUUAUGGUUAUGCAUUUCCAUUAAUGAGAACUGAAAUAUUAUAUAUUUUUAAUGAUGAAGUUCAUUUAAGUGAAUUGACAGGUAUUUAAUCAGUCAAUAUUAAUAAAUUUCAAUCUGGAAUAGAUAUUAAACUUUUGGUUGAAAGUGUUCUAUAAUAAGAAUAUAAAGAUCUUGCAUUGGCUCCUGAAUUCUAUAGUAAAUCAAUUUAAGAAAUCACUAAUAUGGCUGAUACAUGGUCUUUUGGUGUCAUUAUAUUUGAAUUAUUGUUUGGACACAAACCAUAGAUUAUUAGCAAUUCUGGUUGUUAUUAAGGAGAUAAAUAUCUUUAAUUAACUGAACCUUCUGAUUAUGAAUAAGGAGAUUUAUUGUAAAAAGAAGUAUUUUAGAAUUUAAGAAAGGAAUUAGCUGAUAUUAUAGAUAUGAAAAAUUAAUCAAUUACCUAAUAAAUUCUAUUAUAAUUAGAUCAAAAAUCAUUAGGUGCAUAUAUAAAGCAUUUAUUUAAGAAUGUUCAUACUGAUGAAUCUAUGCUUAAUUAAAUUUCAGAAUUGAUUGAUUUAAUGUGUUCUUGUUUAUAAUAUGAACCACAUAAUAGACCUUAAUUAUAAUCAAUUUAAAAGUGUAAUAUCUUGAAUGUUGAUUUACAAAAUGCAAGGUAGAUUGCAAGACCAAUUAUUAAUUAUAAAAACCCUAGAAUUAUUUUUGAAAAUCAAAUUUAUUAACCUUCUAGAUAAAUUGCAUUAGCAAUAGUAAAGAAUAAGCCUGUUGAAAUUGAAUCAAUUGUAUAAAUAAUUAAAUUGUUCAAUUAAACAAUCUUAUUCAGCAUUAUGGAUGAAUAGAAACUUGAUUUAAUAAGCUAUCUAUUCCAUAGUAGAGUUUUAGACAUCUUAAAUUUCAUAGUUUUACAUCUUAAUUAUAAAUAUGAUUUACCUUAAUUAGUUCAAUAAUUUUCAUAAAUAUUUAUUGAACUUUAAUAACAUUUAUAAUCAUAGGAAUCUCCAGCUAGUUAACAUGUUGAAGCUAUUAUAACCACUUUAGUAAAAUUUACAUUAGGAGAACCAUAUAGAUUAAUAAGUGAUAAAAUGUUUAUGGCUCCAGAGACAGGUUUCUUUUCAACUAGAGAUGAUGAAUUAGAUCAUUAAUUUAAGGAUAAGAAUCACUUUUAUUCUUAUUGGACUCCAAGCAUUUAUAAAAUAGUUGCUCCAAUUUAUAAAGAUAUGAUAAGCGAAAGUGGAGUAGGUAGUGGUAAUAUGGUUGCUAUUAGAAAUUAUAUUCAAUUAUGCACUGAAAAAUAGGUAUCAGCAUUUGAUAUGAAUAAAUUUGCUGUCAAUGUGGCUCCUGUUAAGUAUAAUACAAUUGCUAGAUCAUCUGAAUAUUAUAGUGAAGUUAUGUCAGUUUCAGAUUCACAUCUUUAAAUUGCUAAUUAUUUAAAUGGAUCUUUUAGUAAAUCUUCUGUUAAGAUUGCACUUAAUUAUGUGUCUUCUCUAAUCAAAUCAAAUAAAAUUAGUAAAUUAUAGGUGUUAGUUGAUAGUAGAAUUACUAAUCUUUUGAUUUAAUUAGUUACUGAUCAAGAAUUUAGAACUAGUGUUCUAUAAAUGUUUGCACAUAUUACUAUUGCAUUCCGUAAUGAAGUUCCUACAAGUUUGAGAAUUGAACAUUCUAAUUAAGGUUUAGUCUAAUAAUAUUAAUAAAAUAAUGCUGUUCAUUUACUUAGAAAUCUUUCUAUUAUUAGUCAUAUUCUAACCAAUAAAAACAAAUUAUCUAAUGAAAGAUUUUUAUCAUUCCAACCAACUGAAUAAAACUAAUCUGAAUCAAAUAAAAUUCAAUAAUUAAAUUUAUAUGUUGCUGAAUAAAUCUUUGCAUUGCCUACAAUUUAUUAAGGUCUCUUUGUUGAUAUUAAGACUGAUCCUGAUUUAGUAUAUAAAAUAAUUUCAAAUUUAUUAUAAUGGCCAAAAGUUGGAAAAUAUGCAUUAGGUGGAUCUACUUAAUAAUUACUUGUUGAGAUGUUUAGACCUAUGGCUUUAUAAGCAGAACAUAAAAAAUCAAAUAAUCUUUAACUUAGUUUAAAACUUUAUGAUGAAAUUAUAACUAUGGCAUUACCUAAUACUAUUGAUUUAAUACAUUCUAGCAAAGUUAGAAUUAUGUUAUAAACACAUAAUUUGUUAGUUCCUGAAAAAUCAUCAUCUGAUAAAUUUGUUAAAAUGUCUAAAUCUCUUAGUAAUUAAUGGCAGGAAUAAAAAUCAGUUAUUACUUAAGAGAUUAGAGAUUAAGUAUCCAUCUUAAUGAAUGGAAGAAGUUUAACAAAAAAAUAAAUACCACCUAUAUUUGGAUAGAUUAAACAAGCACUUAAAUAAAUAUAAGCUUAUGUUGUAUAUACAAGUAAAGAUAAAUUAUUAAGUAAUCAAGAAGAGAGAAGAUUUAUAAGCAAUGCAUUUUAAAUGAUUAUGAGCAUCUUUAAUGAUUUAUUAACUUUUGGUCAAUUACAUUAAGAAUGUUGUGAUUUAUUAUAAUCUCUUGCAGAUUUUAUAAUGUACAUUACUCUCAUUUCACCACUAUUAAUUUUUGAUAUAGAAGACAUGUAAAGUACUAAAAAUUCUAUAAUAUGGUUAAGAGAUACUGUUGAUUUUAUUUAUGAAUUCCAUAUAGAAUGGGAUAGAGUAAAUGAAGAAAGACGAAUGAGAAUAGAAGAAAUUAAUAGAUUAAAAUAAGAAGAAUAAGAAAAAAACUAAAAAUUUGUUGAAUCUUUAUAAUAAAAAUAACAAAUUUAAGAGUCUAAAAUAAAUAAAAAUGUAACUUUUAAAUUACCAACUGAUAAAUCUGUGAUCUUAAAUUAAUAAUAGUAAUAAUCAUAAUCUUAAUCAUAAUUCUAAUCACAAUUAUAAUCUAUUAAACAUUCUUAAUAAGUUAGUAUUGCUAUUCAAAACUAAUCAUUAUAAUAGUCAUAAAUUACUGUCAAUAAUUAAUUAUCAUAAACAUAAAUAGUAAAAUCACAAAUCAAUUAAUCACAAAUAAAAAAUGUUAGUAAAAGAUUGCAAGAACCUCCUAAUUCAUAAUCUUAACUUUAAUUAGAAUAUGCAGUCAAAUUAGAAUUAAGACCUUAUUCUUCUAAUAAAUUGAUUUAAUGUGCACUUAAUUUAUUAAAAUGUUUAACUGCUAUUAUAGAUUCUAAUAUAAACUAAUAUUUGUAACUAUUAACAUUUUUAAAUAUUGGAACUUGGUAUACAAACCUAACUUUUAAAUAAUGGAUAAUUUUUGAGAGAGUUGUAGGCCCAUCUUUAGAAGAAACUCUUAUUAUAAAAAAUUAAGUAGAUGAAUCUAUGGUUAGAACUUCUUUAUUUGAGGCUAUCGGUAAAUGUUAGAGUCAUGGAUUGUAAGAGUAAUUAAUAAAUGCAGGAUUUAUUAAAGGGAUUUUCAGUUAUCUUCUAAAUAACACAAAAUCUUUUGAAGUUUAAAAAAUUGUCAAAACACAUUCAUAUGUUCCAUUUAUACAUUGGAUGCCCUAUCGACAUGAAGCAUUAAUUUAUUUUACUGCAAUCAUUUGGGAACGUAAAAAUUGUGUCAACUUUUAUAAUGAAAUGAUGAUUGAAGUACAUGCACGUAACACUCUCUAAGAGGAAAGUAAUCAUCUUACUACAAAGGUUGACAAUAAAAGUAAAGAAGCUAAUAGUACAAUAAUGUUCACUAGAGUAUAUAUGCUUUGCAUUUUGAUAUCAGCCAAUGAUAGUGGACUUUUAUUUUUGAUGGUAAAUUAUUUAUAAUAUUAAAGAAAUAACUUAAAAUAAGUUAAAAGCUAUUAUAACUGUUCCAAACAAAUGAAGAUUUUAGACAAUUAUUUUAAGGAAUUUAUUAAUAUUUAGUCUCAGAAGAAUUAGAGCUUUGA